UUUGGGUACGCGAUCGUUGGAACCAAGAUGGCGGAUUGAGUGUUAGCUUUUUAAUGAUUUUUAUCUUGAAUUGCAGUUUUUAAUGUUUUAGCAAGGUGGUUUGGAACUGACCUGCCGCUCAUCAUGGAAUCAGGCGAAAACAAAAACAACAGCGAAAUGCUGACUUUAAGUGGUAGCUAUGGUGAUGAACAAGACUCAUCUGGCCACUCACCAAGAACGAGUGGAGUAAUUUCUGAUUGGUCAGAAGUGAACAGGCAGCUGCGACAUCAUGGCUUUCACGCUGUCAUGGUGUUACCAAGGCAACACAUAUCAGAAAUUCCUGCAGGGGCUGUCAUACUUGAGGAACACACUUCUCAACAUCUGCGCCAUACCCUUGAAAGUCUCAUGUCUGAUUGUGACAGACGACAGGCCCUUGUGCAAGAACUUAUAUCUGCUUCAAAUAGGCUGCAAAAAGACAACAAAGAAAAUGCAGAAAUUAUUUAUAGCUAUGAAACUGAGAUCAGAGGGCUGGAACAACAGCUGGAAACUGAAAGAAUAAAAGUCCAAGAAUAUGAGGACCGACAUAUGUCAGAGCUUCAUAGACACGGAGAAGAAGUUCAAGACUUGCAACUUGGGAAGGACGAGGUUGCUGUCAUGUACAAGCAGAUGGAGCAAAAGCUUCAGAAAAAGGAUGAAGAAACCUCCAGGCUGCAGAAACGAUGCCAUGACCUUGUGCACAAGGAAGAAGAACGGUUAGAAAGACAGAGACUCAUGUUCAAGCAUUUCAAAAAUCGUUCACCACGCAAACAGAGUGAUGUUGAUCAAAGGAUCCUCGACAUUGUUGACAGCUAUGAAGCCCAGAUAGAUGAGCUAAAGGAGGAGAUGGAACAAAUCAAAAAAGAGAAUAAAGCCUUAAGUGCUUCAUAUAUUGGAACCUAUGGAGAUGUGAAUGACGACAAUCGUGCCAUGCACAAAGAUGUUUCAGAUGUGUCUGACCUUGCAUCAGGAGAGACAAGUGAAGAUGACAAUGCCCGCCACAGCAGGUCACCCCUGGAGGCUGGGUCUAGGACAGGCAUGGCUGGCAAGUGGAGAAGCAGCCAAUCCUCAAGUCCUGCCAGUUCAUCUCCGAGAAGAGUGAAAGAGCUCACAGAUAAGAACUUGUUUUAUGAGAGGCAGCUGAAAGAUGCAAAAAAGCUUAUCAGACUGCUGGAAAAUGAAAACACAAAUUUGAAAGUUGAUCUGCAGUCUAGGCCACGAACAGAGGAGUGGAAAAAGACACGAAAAUACAACAAGAAGUUGGAGAAGCUUCUUGCUCAAAAUAAUCUUAGCCCUCCUCGCAAGAGACAUCUUCUCACUGAUCGUGAUGUACCAGUUGAGACAAAGAGAUGUUCUACAAAUGUUGGUGAUAUCGAGUUUUUACCCAUCGACGUUUGUAGAGAAUACAUAAAGGAGGUGUGUAGCCGUCUAGAAGUGACUGACUUGAAGCAGCUGACAGACAGACUGGAUUCGAUAGAUGUGAUGGCAGAGGCUUACCCAUCGAUGGAAAAGCUGAUUUCAGACAUUCUAUCGCUGACCCAGGAAAAGGGUGCCCUAGUCGUGUCUGCAGAGGACAUGUCCCAGAGUGUUGACUCGCAUGCCUUGUACUGUCAGCGGGCCUGGCAGAACAUUCUCCCCACCCUUCGUCUAUGGCAUAAAGAGCUAAAGCACAUGAAGGAUCUACAGACAGCUGUCGAUCACCUGGCAGUCAGCCUGAUGCCGUGGAAACCUGAUAACAUGUUUCGUGCCGAUGACCGCAAGCCUUUGCGAAUGCGUGAUUUGAGGGCUCGGAUCGAGUCGUUGGCAUAUCAGGGCACGCGGGCGCUCCCCAGCGAGUUACGAGGGUCGGAUAAACCCAGUGCAGAGCAGUUACAGAGCAUCGUGGCACACUUCCAAAAGCUGUUUGAUGUGACAAGCGUGUCAGGCGUGUUCCCACGCAUGAAUGAGCUAUACCUGCGAGUAGGGGAAGUCUACAAUGCUAUGAACACCAUGCGAGAGUUGCUGAACCUAGAUCCGUGCUGUAAGGCGUCAGAUGUGGUGAAUGCUGUCGGAAAGUUAAGCAAGGCAAGACAUCUGCUUAAAGUCGACGAUCUUCCAGGCCUUAUCCAGCGCUUGGAGCAGUACGAUGAGUUCUUCCCUGCCUUCCAAGAAAUGGUGACCGAGUUAUGCCGGUUAUUAACUGUGGAAAAGAUGGACGAGAUUGUAACUGCAGUGAGAGCUCUUAUCAAGUUCCCUCAGUACUAGAUGCAGAUGAAAAUCGCUUAUUAAGUUCCCUCGGUAUUUGAUGCAGAUGGAUGGCUUUUGUCAAUGCUGACUUCUGUGGGUGGUCACCGAGGAUGGGUGCCCUGUAUGGCCCCAUUACUCUCAAAAAGCAGACGGUCCUUCCAUUUAGGUGAAAAAGGCUAUUUAUUGGCUCUUGGGCUCAGCAAUUCGAUCUGUUUAGACGCCGUUCUUUAAGCCAACGAGUAGCGGCUGACUCUGUAAAAAGUCCACACAACGCAGGCGAUAAUCAUGUUCCGUGACGUUAUAAAAUUUUUGACAAUGCUUCCCGCGCGAGACAACAACGAUGCCAUGCCAUACAAAAAAUGUUCUUGAUUAUCGCCUGCGUUGCGUAGACGCUACGAGAGAAUAUUUUUCACGACUCAGCGGCUACUGCAAAAAAACAAACAAACAAACGUCUAAACAAGACCUAAUUUAACCAGAACAGCUUCUUGGCAUUUUUGCCUGGGCAAAAUGUGAGUUCUUGACACCAAAAGGCACGAUUACGUGUGAAUAUUUAUUUCACUCUUUUAAAUAAACAAAUGUACAGUAUAAAGUUUCAUAUGGCACAAAAAAAUAAAAGUGUUCAACAAUA
Molecule: messenger RNA, 2869 nt
Organism: Nematostella vectensis (starlet sea anemone)
Lineage: Eukaryota; Metazoa; Cnidaria; Anthozoa; Actiniaria; Edwardsiidae
Product: centrosomal protein of 70 kDa
Exons: 21
Coding region: 124-2259 (711 amino acids)
Biological process (GO): regulation of microtubule cytoskeleton organization; cilium assembly
Cellular component (GO): centrosome
Molecular function (GO): gamma-tubulin binding
Source: RefSeq, a predicted model, not a curated record